GGUUUGACAGGAGUCUUUGCCGUGCUCCUUCCCCACAGACUGUGCGGGAGGAGGAGCGGGAGAUUUACCGGCAGCUGCUGCAGAUGGUGACCGGGAAGAGAUUCUCCAGCUGCAAACCCUCCCCGCUGCUCCCCUUCCACCUCUCCCGCUGUCCCCGUUCCGGCCCCUCCCUGCUCCAGGAGGCUCCCAGGGACGAUCCCGAGGCGCUGGAAAUUCCCAAAAUCCCGGGUCCUGUUCCACAUCCCCCGGAGCCGCCCCAGAGCUCCCCCCUGGGCCCCUCUCCGGGGUUCCCUGGGGGGUUCCAGCCCCGAAAUUCCGCGGCCCCGCAGCAGAGGGAGGAGGAGCCGGCGGCCGGGGCGCAGAGUGAAGGGUCAGAUUCCGUCAUUUUGCUGAAGGUCAAGGAUUCCAGGACUCCGGCUCCAAGCCUUCCCUUUUUCCAGGCCGAGCUAUGGAUCAAGGAGCUGUGAGUUAAUAUUACCCUGC
Messenger RNA from Ficedula albicollis (Collared flycatcher), 483 nucleotides. RefSeq names its product sentrin-specific protease 1-like. NCBI's taxonomy places the organism in Eukaryota, Metazoa, Chordata, Aves, Passeriformes, Muscicapidae. Bases 84 to 467 code for a protein of 127 amino acids. The transcript is spliced from 4 exons. The record is from RefSeq and is a predicted model, not a curated record.